Messenger RNA from Cylindrotheca closterium, 3270 nucleotides. The record is from the annotation of a GenBank genome assembly. Lineage: Eukaryota; Bacillariophyta; Bacillariophyceae; Bacillariales; Bacillariaceae.
AUGGACGUGGACGAAACAGAUCAGGCCAAAAGCACGAACCAAGCUCAAAACAUGGAACAUGCCAAUGAAUCCUUUUUGACGACUUUGCCCGAGCCUUGGAAGACGAUUGCUUCCGAAGCCAUUCCGCCGUCUGGAGAAUCAUCAUCAUAUUAUUCGACAACCGUAUCAAUACGACUGGAACAAUUGGAAAUGUCGAGUCGAUCGCAUCUACUCCAACUGUUAAUGGAAGACGAGGAUGAUUCGAAAGCAGGCAAAAUUGGAGCUGCUUGGAGGACGGCCUUGGACAUGUGCCAUCACAUGAUUCAUUUUGCCACCCUGCACAAAGAAAAACAACAGAAAGAAUUGAAGGAAAAAGAACAAGAAAGAAAGGAAGAGGAAACGGAAACUAACGCAACAAAGGAAUCACCUUCCUACUCCUCUCCCUAUCUGGAUAUGGAACCACGAAAACUACCGCUGAUAUUGCUGGAAGAUUGCAUUGACGGGCUGACUCUAACGGAAUCUCAAUCACUGUGGAUGGAUCAUAUCGAACCAUCUCUGUCACCCAUCUUAUUGGGCGAAUUGUUUUGGAAGUCCUCCAAAGUGUGCCAUUUGCAGUUUCUCAAGGUUUGCAACCUUCUACUUCAUCGAAUCCAAGGAUCCUCGGCACAUUAUGAAUGGAAGGGAAGUAUACUACUGGUACAGGCAAAAGCUUUUGACAUUGCUGAUCGAUCGGCCAUUAAAGUUUGGGGCAGCUUUCGUGGGAGUACCAGGGAAAUUGACGAGGACAGUGCAGAACAAGACUUUGAAUCCUUUGAUGAAUUUGUAGACAACAUGGAGGAACCACAGGGAGAGAAGGAAUACAGUCUCUACAAGGCAUUCUGGUCUUUGCAAAAGGACUUUUCGAAUCCCAAUAGCAUUCAGAUUGCCGAUUUUAUCAAAAAGAUGAAGGUGGUUUUGGCGGCCAUGGAGUCAGUGUCCCAGAACGACACUCUAGACAAGAGCAACUUGGUCAGUCCCCUUUCCACUUCGGAAGCCUACCUGACAUCAUCCACUCUUUUCUUGUCCCAGCUGGAACAAGCAAACUUUCAAAGUCAAUUCCUAUCCCAAUUCAUCAUUGUGACCAAUCACCUUUCGUCGGAAUCCCCAUCCUUGGGCAAUGCUUUGUCGAAACUCUACCAACGCUCCAAGGAUCUGCUGAAGAAGGCUAGCCCUGAGAUGUAUCAUCUGCUAUGUGACGUAUUAUUGGUCCAUUCCGAAGCUCACUGGCGAAAAUGGAAAAAGGAACAACGCUGUGCGGCCAGUGCCUUUGCCACGCCCAAGCGACUGAUGGAAACGAUUGGCGUGUUGGAAGCUAAUGAAUGGGACGAACACAGCACAAAAGGUGCCCAAAUUGUCAAGGAAGCCAUGAAAGGAAUGCCUCGCAAGUCGGCUGCCAACAAACUAGCGGCGAAGCAAACGAAACAAGCUGAGGAUGACAAGUGGAUUCAACAGUUUGCGCCCGUCUCCAAGGAAGAAGUCAAGGUGGCCUGUGUCAAACUAGGUUCUUUUGAACCAACUCUGGAAGAGCACAUGGAAGAAUUCAUUGAUGCUUUUGACCCGGAUGCUGGCAUUGAAGAAGAGUAUCAUCCCAAGAAUGAUCCCGGAUUCACCUGGAGGGCCAUGCGACUCUUUGCUAAGCAUCAGCUUCCUCUAUUAAAAUUGUGCCAGAAACCCAACCAUUUGGAAACCAUGGCACGACAAUGGUACAAGGACAAAAAUGGCAAAGAUCUUCCUGGAGAGAUGCCAGAUUCCGAGGCUUCAGAGAGUGAAGAAGAAGGAGAUAACAAGAGUGAAACUGGAGACAAUAAGUCAGAAGACGACGAGAAACAAGAAGACGAAAACGAGGAAGAAAGUGAGGAAGAUGCUAGUAAAGAAGAUGACGAGAAUGCGGAUAGCGACAAAGAAAAGAUUACCAAAGAUGAUGAUGUCGAGAUGCAAGACAAGGAUGAUGCAAAGGAAGAAGAAUCAAAUGAUGAUUCUGAGGGCGAAGCUAGCAAGGAUGCACCCAUGGAAGUAGAAAACGACGAAGAGCCACAGAAGGAUGAUCCAGAAGAAGGCCAAGACACCAAGAACCAGGACUUAGCUGAGAAAACCAGUGAAUCAUCAAAAUCGGCCGAAGAUCCAACCAAAACUGAAGGCGACGAGGAAGGCGCUUUGGAUGAAGCCGCGUACAACCAGGCAGCCACGGCAACUGAAUCGACCGAAAUGAAGGAAGCUACCUCCAAGGAUGAACAUGAGGAGAAAAAAGAAAGUGACUCAAAGGAUGUGGCCGACAACACAAAUAUCGCUAAAGGGACCAAAGAAGAGGAAGACGAAACACGUAUGAAAAAGGAAGACGACGAACAUGAGAAAGAGAAAGAUGACAAAAAUGUCAAGAAAGAAGAGGCUGAUAUCGCCACCAAAGUCAGAGACUCCAGUGAAGAGAAAGGAUCGCAAGGGGGGUCAAGGCAGGCCUCUUCCGAGAAGGAAGAAACUGCCAUCGCCGUGGACAACAAUACAAAUAAUUCGAACAAACGAAAGUAUCCUGACAAGAACAACUCUGGGAGAAACAAUGACAUCAAGGACUCGUCGAAGCGACCUCGUGAUGAUGGGCUACCCGGUAGAAGGUCACGCACCACGAGCGAAGAACGUGGUGGUAGGGAUAACAACGAAAGGGGAAGCCGGGAUCGUUCGUUUUCUCGAAAUGACAAUCGCGGCGGCGGUCGACGUGGACGCAGUGAAGAGGGUCCAAGAGGUGGUCGACACGACGAUCGACAUAAUGGUGCUGGCAGUGAUCAUCAUCAUCAUCAUCCACGAAGACGUGACAGUCGCGAUGGGAAGAUCGGAGGGCGUGAUGGUGGACGCGGCGGUGGGGGCCGAUACAAUGACGGAAAGCCAAAGGGAGGUGGUAGACAAGGCGGCGAUCGAUUCAAAAGUGACGGGCCACCACGGGGAGGUAGACAUGGCGGUGGCAGCGGCGACCGCAAAGAAGAAGAGCCUAGAGAUGGAGCCGAGGGCAGACGAGACGAUCGCUUUGAUGGUAACAAUAAUGGAAGGGGAGGUGGAAGACCACGAGACGAUCGCAACGACGAUGGCCCUCGCCGAGGAGGACGCGGAGGGGGAGGAGGUCGUGGCGGUGGACCACGCAACAAUAGUGGUGGAGGUGGAGAAGGUAGACGCUUUGAUCGACGAUCCGAUGAUAGAAGUCGAGGACGUCGUGGUGGUGGUGGAGGCGGUGGUGGUCGAGGGCGAGGAGGAGGAGGACGUCGCUAG